CUUCUCGAAGGUGAUUAGAGGAUCCGCGUACACAUAUGAAAAACAUUUCUCGCAUGAUUGACGCGAUAACUUCUUCCCUUCGCCGAACCUUACUCUUCACGCAUUGCUGUGUUUGACAAAUCGCUAAAACACGAAACCUCUGUGGCAGGUUAAUAGAAAAUCAAACCUAAAUAUUGAACACUGAGUUAAUAGAACAAUAUACCUAGAAUAGAUCGGAAGGAAAUAAAACAAUGAAACAAGAGAUUUCGUCCAAAUAAAUAUAAGAACGUAAACAGAACACGCUAUUUUGUCAACUUUUAUGGUAUACACAAAAACAUUGAUGAAAGUUUAAAUCCUUCUAUAGCAAACUGAUACAAUUUAUAUCAGUUACAGUUUAUGGAUAUGCAACUUAUAGUAUAAUAACAAGGAGGUGACUCAAGAGUUCUUAAGAGCUUUAGAUUUGACAUUUUAAAAAUGCAUAAAAGUAAAAUACCUGGAACCGUGGCAAGUUCUGCCGUUCCCAACAAGUCUGCACACUUGCCUGACAAGCGACCGACUCCAUCGGGCGUUCGGAAGCAAGGUCAAAAAAGAGACAUCCCCAAGGAAGAAAUGAAUCCCACGAAAGGACACUUUAAAGUCAGUGAAGUAAAUGCAUUUCUCAGGACAAACAAAGAAAACAGUGAUAUAAUUCACACGCAUAAUGAAACAUCUACAAGGAUGACAACUUCUGUCAAAACUCCAAAACCUAUACGUCCAGAACGUUCAAGUCAAAAGGUAAAAUAUACAACAAACCAUAAAGCUAUAAAAGAAAAAUCGGCUGAAAACUCUGUCCAAACGCAAUACAAGAUCGUAACAAGGGCCAUGUACACAUCCAAGAGAGCGUCAACAGGAAUUACGUCUAAAAUUGGACAUUCAAUGACUGCUAUGAAAACUCUAAAAUUACAAAACAAGUCUUUGGACCAAACAGUCGCAGAUAGCCCAUCGGCAAGACAUGAAUGUACAUUAGAUACUGAAACGAUAACCGCGCACAAUAUUGUUUCUUUCGAGUCAAAUCCAUUGAACUUCAAGGCAGUUCGAAACACGUUAAAUCAAGAAGCAAACGACCGUUUGUCUUUCGAGGCAUCAUAUAAUGAAAAAAUUCGUGGACGAGAACAUUUAAUCGAGAUGUUGCAAAAUAAGCGCGCCAAUGAAAUGAGAGACCAAAAAAUUAAAUACCCUUCAAGACGGGACUAUAAAUGUGACAAUAUCAAAUUAACUUCCGAAAAGAAACAUUUGACAUAUAAUGAGAAUAGCAAAACUAUAUCCAUCCAAGACACAUAUAAAGAAAGACAUACACAAGAACUUGAAACGAAGAUAGAAAAUGGCGACACCGGCUAUGCUUGUGCAAGUAGUUUGCGCGAAUCAGAAUCGAAGAUAGGUGACGCUAAAUUUGAAACACGUCAACAGUCAAUGCCGACUAAAAAGGUGUCGGACUUGAAAGGCGUUGAAUGUCUACAUAUUGAAGAUUUAGACAUCGCGUUACAACACGAAUCAUAUGCAACUAUUAGAUCAACACUAGACCCUCGUGUAAGCAAAAGAGUUAAGAAAGAAAUUUCAGAUACAAAAUCAAAUGAACCAAACUGUGAUGUAAUCGAAAAAGGUACUAGAGACACGGACGAGGCCCAUGAAAUUCGUGUCGGUUCUUUAAUACAUGCACGCAGAAUAAAUGACACAGACGUUCCAGUUCUCUCAACCUUACCAGAACGAGCCUGGGCGGAAAUUGAUAAGUGUUUAAGUACUAUUACGCCAACUGAGUUCAAAAGAAACAUACCUUUAAAAUCAAUGGUUUCGUCUGGGACCAAGCCAAAAUUAUUUCUAGCAAACAAGUGUGUGCCUUCUCGAAUGAGAGAGCAUUCGUUUGACACUAAAGAAACACAUCCUAAUCAUAAAAACUUAACCGCAAACGAGUGCAUUGAUAUUGGUCAUACAGAAUCAAAUACUACAGACGGCGUAAAUAAAGAAAGACGGUAUCGAGAACUUAGCAGAUCUAUGUGCAACCGUGAAGAGGGCGAUGACGACAUUCCACCAUGUAACUUUCGAGACAUCCCUGUUUCGCCAACACAGGACGAGAUUAUAAGUAUCGUAUCUCCAUUUCUACGGAAAAACAAAAUUCAAGGAAAUUACAAUGACGUUGAACAUUAUUUAGAUGUUCAGUUUCGACUUCUAAGAGAGGAUUUUGUUGGAUCAUUUCGUGCAGGCAUUACGCAAUAUGUUCAGGCAAUCAACGGAAAGUCCAGAAAAAGGAAAAUUGGUGUUCAUAUUUAUAGCGACGUGAAAGUAAUUGGUCCAGAUGUCACCGACAAAGGAGCUUGCUUUAAAAUGAAAAUACAAAUGACACCGCGCCUAAAACACAUAAUAUCGCAAAGUGGAAAAAGAUUAAUUUUUGGCACGCUAGUUGCUUUGUCGGACGAUAACUUUAAAACAGUCAUGUUUGCAACUGUGAUUGACAAUGACAAAUUAGACAGAGGCAUUUUUAAAGUGGCAAUCACCUCGUGUGGACGAUUAAGCGUUGACAUAUCCGGGCGAUCAUAUACUAUGGCUGAAUCUUCCGCCUAUUUCGAACCAUACAAACAUGUAUUAUCUGGACUACAAAGAUUGAAUGAUGCAAACUUUGCUUUUCAAAAAAACAUUAUACAUUGCGAAGCCAGUUGUAAUCCACCUGCUUACAUGACAAAUCAAACAAAAUUUGACUUAACUCCACUGAUAAAGGGUGACUUCAAAAUUGUUCACGAGAAAAAACUCCGCGUGGAUUAUAGAAAUAAAUCAUCGGUACCGUCACAAGCUACGUUACAUAUGGUCACUGUGCUUGAUAAAAAGACAUGGCCAUCCAAAGAGGCAUUACAUUUAGACGACUCGCAAAUGAAAGCUUUACAGAAUGCCUUGUGUAGAGAAUUUGCUAUAAUUCAAGGUCCUCCUGGAACAGGUAAAACUUUCAUCGGUUUACAAAUAAUGAAAGUUUUGCUUAACAACAACAUACAAUGGAAUUCAAAACUCCACUCGCCAAUUUUGAUCGUGUGCUUCACAAAUCACGCUUUGGAUCAAUUUCUUGAACGACUGACGGAUUUCUACGACGGUGAUAUAGUUCGUGUUGGUUCUCGUUCUAAGUGCUCAGCAUUAGAGAAUAUGACAUUGAAAAAAUAUAAACAGCAGACAAAAGAUCUGAAAGGAAACAUUUUUCAGAUGACCAAAGACAGAAGAAGAAAACACGGCGAACUGGAAAUACAACAGCGAAAGCUAAAAGGUUUGUAUAUGACGAAAGAAGCGUGUGGUUGUACAAUACUAAGAGAAGGCCACUUUUCGAACAUUAUUGAGAAACAUCUGUAUAAGUCACUAGUGAUUGGUAAACGGACUAAAGAUGACGCAGAAAGCGUCUCGGAGUCAAGGAUAGCGGAAUGGCUACAAAUAAAAACGAUUGAAAACAAUUGCCGUGCUCAACUGUGUUUUAGUGGAUCAAGGAAUAGGGCAACCAAAGGCAGGCGGCGCGAUCCCGAUUAUCUACAUUUUAUAAAAAAUAAAAACAACAAUCAUUUUCAACAGAUUCGGAAAAAGCUUUCAGGAUAUACAAGUUACAUGAAAAAAGAACAUGAAAUUCAGCAUGAACUCGCAGAGAUAAGGAAGAAUAUGUCCAUAGUACGAAAUGAGUUAGAAAAUAUACAUUCUUUAGAUGAACACAAUGAUGACCUAAGAAAGGCGGAAGAUCUGACUAAAAAAAUAUGUUCAUUACAAACACAGUUUGAAGAAAAGAAAAUGCAAUUGCAGGAAGAACUCGACUUUCAUAUGCAAUUCGAAAAUCAGAUAAAACGAAAAAUUGCAAUGGGGGAUGUUAUGACCAAACAAGAAGCCUCAGUGAAAGCUGAUGUAUGGUUGCUUGACAUAAAUGAGCGAUGGAAACUUUACAGAUGUUUUCGUAAAUAUUUUUUGGAAGAUUUACAGGACAAAAUUGACGACUGCCAAGAAACAGUAAAAGAUAAAGCCGAUCAAUACGAACACGCACAAAUCAAUGAAGAGCGGGCGAUCUUACAACGUGCUUCCAUAAUUGGAAUGACGACGACAUGUGCAGCUCGUUAUUCCGAGACCUUACGUUACAUCAAACCUAAAAUCGUGAUUGUGGAAGAGGCCGCAGAAGUAUUGGAGGCACAUGUCAUUACAGCACUAAAUAAGAAUUGCGAGCAUUUAAUUCUUAUUGGAGAUCAUAAGCAGCUCCAGCCAAAUCCGGCCUUAUAUGAAUUAGAGCUUCACUAUAAUUUAAAUAUCAGCCUUUUUGAACGGAUGGUGAUGAAUGGAAUACAACACGACUGUCUACAGCUACAACACAGAAUGCGCCCAGAGAUAGCUGAUAUUAUGCGACAUAUUUACUACAAUCUUAUAGACAACGUUAAUGUCAAACAAUAUGAAAACAUUAGAGGUGUUUCAAAAAAUGUAAUGUUCAUCAGGCACGAAAUUCCGGAAACCCAUGACAAUGACCGUCAAAGUUAUUCGAACACAUUUGAAGCUGAAUAUGUUACAAAACUGACUAACUAUUUUCUUCUUCAGGGCUACAGUGGAAAACAGAUAACCGUCCUAGCAACAUACAAUUCUCAGUUGAUAGAACUAAAAAACCAUAUGAAGGCAAAAGCAUUUUCAGAAGUUACAAUAACUGUAGUUGACAAUUAUCAGGGGGAAGAAAACGAUAUUGUCAUAUUAUCACUCGUUAGAAGCAACCAUGAGAAGAAAAUUGGUUUUAUGAAAAAAGAAAAUAGAAUAUGCGUCGCACUUUCUCGAUCAAAGAUGGGACUCUAUGUGGUUGGGAAUGUUAAUCAUUUGUCAAAGUAUUCGUCACUGUGGAAAACAAUCACAAAUGACAUGGCGCAGAAAGGUUUCUGUGGUGAUGGACUGGAGCUCCGUUGCCAAAACCACCCCAAUGACAGUCCGAUAGUUGCUAAGCUAGCCAAAGAUUUUGAUCUUGCACCUCUUGGAGGCUGUUCCAAAAUGUGCAACACACACUUAGCAUGCGGACAUGAAUGCCCACAAGUCUGUCAUAUAAUUGAUAAUACACAUGAAUUGUUUCAGUGUAAAGAACCCUGCAUUAGGCAACCGUGUACAAUGAAUCAUGUCUGCACUGGUAAAUGCUAUGAAAGUCCUUGCCCACCUUGCAGACAAAUUGUCGAAAGGAAAUUGCAAAUAUGCGGUCAUUUUCAAAAUAUUGCAUGUUACAUAGAUCCGGAAAAUGUCAAGUGCAUGUUUCGUCCAUGUUCCUUUUUACUGCCAUGCGGUCACAAAUGCGAAAAUGCUUGCGGUGAGUCGCAUACGAUAAAUUGUCUAAAUCCAUGUGGUUUUCGUCUCAAAUGCGGUCAUCUCUGUAGUGGAACAUGCACUUCGUGCAUACAAGGACGUUUCCAUGAAGCCUGCAAGUAUAAAUGUGACAAGUUACUCGUGUGUGAUCACCUGGCAUCGACCUCUUGUUUCCUGAGUCAGCCGUGCACACAAAGUUGUAAAAACAGUUGUCCUCAUUCUAUGUGCAAACGUUUGUGUGGAAUUCCAUGUGUGCCGUGCAAGAAGAACUGUAAGUGGAAAUGCAAGCAUUUCAAAUGCACGCUAAAAUGUUCUGAACCGUGCAAUCGCCCACCGUGCAACAGUGCUUGUUUUAAGAAAUUAAAAUGUGGUCACCAAUGUAUUGGACUAUGUGGGGAACCUUGUCCGAAUAAAUGCAGAGUAUGCGAUGAAACUGAGAUCAAGGGGCUACUUUCUGAAAGCAAAGGUAUAUCGGAUGCGCGAUUUGUGCACCUGAGCAAUUGUGAUCACUUAGUCGAGUAUUCCGCUUUAGACUCGUACAUGAAUAGUAUUGGCAACAUGCACGGUGAGUUGCGUUUGAAAGGCUGUCCUAUAUGUGGCACUCCAAUUCGAAACUGUGUAAGGUACGGCAAUAUAACAAAAGCAAGAUUAAAUGACAUUGAAACUGUAAAGACUAAGAUUAUAGGAGGAAGUAUAACCGCACUUAAGUCAUUGCUUAAAAGAAAACGGGAUUUGCUUAUGAAAGAGAUUAGCCCACAACGGAAAAACGAACCGUUUAUGAGCGCAUUCGGUCGCAUGGAAGACAGAUUGAAAACCUUCGAAAACAAUCCUGAUAAAAUCCUAACUAAAACGAUUCUCGAAACAAUUCAAAAACAACUUAAAGUCAUAAAAGCUUUUCAAGAAUACUAUCAAAUCGACAGCAAUAAAAUGGCGUUCUUUGAUCACACCGUCGCAAAAAUUUCAGAAGAAAGAGAUGCUUUCACUGAACAAGAAGUGGACGAUGCCAACAAAGAGUUAAAUAGAGCUCGAUGUUAUGUGAACUUUGUACAUUUUGGAGGUCAAACAGAAGAUUCCAAGCUGGAGAACAUUAUAUUCAUGAUGGGGAAAUUAUCUCAAAACCAGAACAAAGAAAUGCAUUAUCGUAUUAAUAAUUUAAUGAAACUGUUAAGGAGAAGAAGACCUCAUGUAAACCAAGCUCAUAUUGCCACGGCUUCCACCUUAAACGACGGUCGUUGGUUCAAGUGCUUUAAAGGUCACGUGUUUUCUAGACCUGCCAGAUCUACAGGAGAUGAAGAUUCUUGGCUUAAAUGUCCGGAAUGCAAGGAGAACGCUUCAAAUGAGCUAACGGCAAGUUCGGGUACUCCGCAUUAGAACAAAUGUGCAGUUUCUCUUGGAGCAAAAUGCUAGCAAAUUCGUAUUAUUAAAUCGGUGUUAAGCGUGUUUGUAGCUUAUGAUAUUUAGCUCGAGGAACAAGCAUAAGUGGUGGAAUAUCCGCGUCAAGAGGUGAUUUGUGUCCAAUUUGAAAGGGUUAGACGAACUAUUUUCGAAUCCAAUAUGAUCGAAGAAUAUUGUAGCCAUUAAAAUGAAAACGAACUGUAUUUUAGUAUGCUUCGUUCAGAAUAGGGACUGUUUUUUAUGGUUUUUUGUUUGUUAUAUAUUGACUUAUAUAUAUUAGUCUUUAGAAAAAUCAGCUAGUGCCAUGUCAGAGUUAUGAUUAAAUGUACAUAAUAUGCUUUUUAAAGCAAUGUUUAACAACGUCGCAAUGUCAACAGGUAAAUGACUUCAAUGAUGAUGGUGAUUGCAUUAUUACAUGUUUAGAAAAGUCUCAAAUAGGCUAGCAUCGUCACUUAACCAAAAUGACAUAAGCGAUCUAUAGUUUUGGUUAAGCGUACAGUCACGUUGUGAAUAAUUAAUUUAACUGUACAUAGCUUAUUGUAACUUUUAAUCACGCUAUGAACAAUUAAUUUUACGUUUUGAAGCUUACAAUCGCGCUGUGCAUAAAACAUGUACAUUGAAUUGGUUGUACCUUUACGAAGCUAAUAAUCGCGCCAUGAAUAAUUACUUUUACUUUGUGUAUGAGUGUAACUUAUAAAAACUAUACGCAUAAUUGACAUAAAUGUGCGUAUCUGUGUAUUGCUUUCAGUUAAUAAUGAAUUUCACUUUGUGUAUUUCGAAAAAUGAAGUUAACACAUACAAAAUUUGUAUUCCUAAUAGCAAAAGUCAACAUUUUAAACACUAGAUGUGGUAUGGUAACAUAAAUUACACGAGAUAAAAAAAUGCUCGUUUUAUGUUUCUGUAUGACAAUAUAUUGAAUGUGAAAUCGCGCGUUUGCUCUUAACUGUUCGGAUAUCGUCGCGGGAAAAUUCACAUGGAAAAUAUUGUGACACAAACGAUAAAGGCCAGCAUUUUGUAUCUCGUAAAAUCUAUGUUACCAUACCACAUCUAGCGUUGAAAGUUCAGCUAUUGCUAUAAGUAACACUGAUUUUGAUGGUUUAAUUUUAUUUAACGAACUAUUCGUUGAUUUUGAGUAUGUAUGUGGCUUCAAACUGUUUUUUAUCCUUUAGUAACUAAAAACUCCGCUUGGCGUAAUUGAUAUACGUCUGUUUAGAUUCGUUUAUGCUUGCAAUCACGCUAUGAAUAAUUGAUUUAACUUUGAGUAGUUUUGUGUAUUUAGAAUAACGCCAUUGUUAAUAAUUCGCUUGACUGUAAGUACCCGUGUUAAGCUUAUAAUCAUAUUACGAAUAAUUCUUGUUACUGUGUGUAUCUUUGUACAGAUUACAAUAACGUUAUGAAUAAUUCAUGUAACGUUGUACAUAUGUAUGUACUUGAAGACCACGUUAUGACUAUUUUUUUUACUUGUUUGUCUUGGUGUAGCGUUCAAUUACUUUAUGAGGGAUCCAUGUCACCAUGUGAAGAUGUCUAAAUACCAUGAUAGUAUUCUUUUGUGAAUCUGUUACAGCCACAUGUUUGUAGCAGUUCAUUGCGAAUUGUAUUAUUUAUCAAAGUUACGUCUAAUACCAAUAUUGCUUGCUUUGAACGUGGAAUUAAUGCGAUGAUUUCAUGAAGAAAUUUGUUCAUGAAUAAUUUUACUUACAUUAUAUGUUUUCAAAAUGUCAUAACAGAACCCGAGCUUCUAAGUUCCAAGUAAAUGUCGACAUUAAUUCCUGUUUUCCAAAUAACAAAUAUUGAAAAUUAGUAGCAAAUUUAUUGAAAAUAAAAAUAGUUUUAUAUUUAUUUCGUUCAGUAUGCCUUAUUCCUCAAAAAAAAAACUUCAUCAACAGUAUCUUUCAUUUCUGUGGUGAAACAUGUAUAUACACCGUUUAUCGCGUAUAUCGGAGCUAUACACCGAGCACAUAUAAGAACCAAGGUAUUUCUUCAUAAAGAUCUAUGGUAUCGUACCCCUAGUCCUUGUAUCCUAGUAAUGUAUAUGCAUCGAUACAACUUAUUAUAAUUGUCAGGACGUUUGCAUUCAUUAUUGCUUCGUUUUAUUUAUAAAAAAGAGAUAAUUGUGUCAUUGUACUUAUGUUUGAAUGUCAAAUCAUAAUUAUUAUUAAGCAGUUCGAUCUUAUCUUACGGAAUAUAUUUUUUACGUCGUACGUUUUAUGAAUUUUUAUUUUUUUUCUAAAACUAGACUUCUGACAAAUUAAAGCUACAGUUACAAGUAGCAUUUACCUAUUAACAGUUGAAGAGAAUCAUUUAUUUAUUGUUAUUUGUCACUUAAUAUCAAUAAAAAACAAAAACAG
Dreissena polymorpha is the source of this 9032-nucleotide messenger RNA. RefSeq names its product NFX1-type zinc finger-containing protein 1-like. Gene Ontology annotation, cellular component: nucleus; nuclear RNA-directed RNA polymerase complex. NCBI's taxonomy places the organism in Eukaryota, Metazoa, Mollusca, Bivalvia, Myida, Dreissenidae. The record is from RefSeq and is a predicted model, not a curated record. The transcript has 3 exons. Gene Ontology annotation, biological process: regulatory ncRNA-mediated heterochromatin formation. The coding region runs from base 454 to 6660 and encodes 2068 amino acids. Gene Ontology annotation, molecular function: helicase activity; zinc ion binding.